AUGUCUCCCCCAUCACUAAGUGCCAGUAGACUCGCGCCCACGAUGGCUCGUGCUGUAUUGCAGCGCAGACGACUACCGAUACGCCGUUUGAUGUCUUCUGCGCCACCACGCAGACCGUUCAAGAUACACGUUGGGGCAAGUUUCGAGGGGAAGCCGCCGGAGUAUCGUGCAACCCCAGGGCGACCACUGAAGGUUGCUACAGACUUCCCAAUCGGGAGUGAUAUUCGCGCCUGGAGAGAUGCAAUGCUGUCCAGACCGAAGGGUGUUCCGUCGAAAGAUGCUGGUGAAGAUUUCUUCUAUGUCCAGGAGGUAUGUUAUGGCUCUCGGUCUACGAGACUUAAUGCUAACAGCAAAUAUGACGACUCCGAGCAGAUGCGUAACCAGUCGGGUAUUUCUUUCGGUGUUGCUGAUGGAGUCGGUGGAUGGAUAGACGUCGGGGUAGACCCCUCACUAUUCUCUCAAGCAUUGAUGUAUCACGCGCAUCGAUACUGCAAGCAAUCAUGGGCGGGAGAGCCGGAGACCGAUCCUUUAUCAAAUUAUGAGGAACGCGAGCAGGUACAGGGAUGGGAGCUAAAACCGAGGGAAUGCCUUGAGCUUGCCCAUGGAGCCGUCCUGAGGGAGAAGACUGUAGAGGCGGGUUCAAGUACUGCUUGUCUAAUAAAUGUCAAUGCUUCGAAUGGUCUGUUACGAGCCGCUAACCUCGGUGAUAGUGGCUUCUGUAUUUUUAGAUCUUCUAAUCUACUUUAUUAUCAACCACCCCAAACGCAUUUCUUCAAUUGUCCCAAGCAAUUAUCGAAAGUUCCGUCAGGGACACGAAAGUAUGGGCAGGCGUACACAGACUCUCCCCGAGAAGCAGAUGUUUACGAGACUAGAUUAAGAGAUGGCGACACCGUAGUAGCUUAUACGGAUGGUUUAUCCGAUAACGUGUUUGCGAAUGAGAUGCUGCAAAUAUGCACUCUUAUUAGUCGGUCUGGUGCUCCGGAACAUCAACAAGCCCAAGAAAUGGCGGAUAGACUAGUUUUAUACGCUCGAGCUUGUAUGGUGAAUGACAGAAGGAUUAGUCCAUUUGAGAUUGCGGCUGCUAGAGUAGGGGAGCUUUACAAAGGAGGGAAAGUUGAUGAGUAA
Messenger RNA from Fomitiporia mediterranea MF3/22, 1125 nucleotides. RefSeq lists its product as uncharacterized. The coding region runs from base 1 to 1125 and encodes 374 amino acids. The transcript has 8 exons. The record is from RefSeq and is a predicted model, not a curated record. Lineage: Eukaryota; Fungi; Basidiomycota; Agaricomycetes; Hymenochaetales; Hymenochaetaceae.